Molecule: messenger RNA, 1378 nt
Organism: Pollicipes pollicipes
Lineage: Eukaryota; Metazoa; Arthropoda; Thecostraca; Pollicipedomorpha; Pollicipedidae
Product: recQ-mediated genome instability protein 1
Exons: 4
Coding region: 236-1378 (380 amino acids)
Biological process (GO): resolution of meiotic recombination intermediates; double-strand break repair via homologous recombination
Cellular component (GO): nuclear body; RecQ family helicase-topoisomerase III complex
Molecular function (GO): nucleotide binding
Source: RefSeq, a predicted model, not a curated record
UCCGGGGUGGACGCUGGUAUUGCCGGUAUAUGACAGUAUAUGAGUGAAGUGGUGGUACAAAUAGCAUGCUUCUCUGAAACGAUACUGAUAGAAUAACAUGUCGUCCAGUUUUCAAGAAAACCAUAUAAUUACAACCCGUUUUUUGGAAACGGAAAUCUGAAAAGUGGGUGACGUGUGCUUGGGGCGUACCGUGUCUCAGCCAGCGCAAGUACGUAAUUGAAGUUGUUGCAGCUACAUGGAACUUGUGAGGUCGCACCGGCCAUCGCUGACCAUGAACGCCAGUCGGCUGGAGGCGGUGCGCGCCUCGCUUCAGGGUCGCGGCGUCACGGCCGUCUCCGAUGACUGGCUCGCUGACUGCAUCCAGUUCGUGUCCGAGUCGUGCGGCGACCAGCGCCUGACGCCGGAGCAGCUGCAGGCGCACGUACUGCAGCAGUGGCUGGACACGGACCUGGCGCAGAUAGGGGUGGCCGCCCUGCCGCCGCAGCUGGCUGAUGGGCCGCUCGUCACGCUGCGCGCGCCCUGCGCCGUGCAGCUGCUGAGCGCCGUGGACGUGGGUCAGCCGGCGCACGGUCAGCUGCUGCGGCUGCGGCGGCUCGACAGCGCCAACACGGAUGUGACGUGCGAGCCGCGCGCCGGCUGGGAGCCGCGGCCGAGCCGCGUGCUUCGGCUGACGCUGACCGACGGCGUGCAGACGGUCACGGGCCUGGAGACGGCGCCGAUACCGCAGCUACGCGCCGACACACCGGCCGGCCUGAAGCUGCUGCUGCACGGCCCGCUGGAGAGCCGCCGCGGCGUGCUGCUGCUCGCCGGCGACGCGGUGACCGUGCUCGGCGGCUGUGUGGACGAGCUGCGACUGCCCGAUGCCGAGCAGGCGGCGCUGCUGGCCGCCGCCGCCGCCGACCCGUUUGACGACGACAUCGACGAGACCGAGCUAGCCACCAUCGUCGACGUUGACGUUGACAUGCCGCUGGACGACGUGGACGAGGCGGUGCUUGCCGCCAUCGACCCGGCCGACUUUGACGAUCCGCUGGCACCCGGGAAGCGGCGGCGGACAGACGGUGGCCGCUGGCGGCUCGAAGUCAUCAUCAACGACGGUACGGGCUCGCUGCGCGCGGUGCUGACGGACGCGCCGCUGCGUGCCCAGAUUCGGCUCUCGGCGGCCGAGGCGGAGCAGCUACGCUCCGCCGGACGCCGCGACGAAGGCGCGCGGACGCGUCUGAGGCGCGCGCUGAACGCCUCCCAGAGGGCGCUCAUCGGUCUCUGCUGCCUGAUGCGGCUGGAGGCGGCAGACGCGCCGGAGCCGGCCCAAGUCACGGCCCUCACCGAGGUUAGCGUCGACACGCUGCACGCGCUCCGGGCCUGCAUGGAUGGGAAUUGA